AUGGCCGCGGUCCCGGGUUACCGCGUAGGACGCGACAGAAACACUGCCUAUUCUGAAGGUCACUCUAGCCGCGGUGCCUGGCGUAACCGCGUAGACCGCGCCGUUGCCUCAGUACAUGCAACCUUUGGGACCCAAAUUGCCAAAACACGCAAUGUUAGGGCUCUCCUAAACCCUAAAUUAAACGGGUUCACAGUGAAUUUAUCUCAAAGAGAUGUCGGUGAGCAAAAUUCGCGCAGCAAGCAGACAGCCAUGAAAGCCCUUUUGAACACAAAGAUGGCUGAAGGAUCAUCGAUCAGGGACCAUGUUCUGAAGAUGAUGAGUCUUCUGAAUGAACUGGAGGUACUUGGAGCUGUGAUUGAUAAGGAGUCUCAAGUUGAGAUGGUCCUGCAGACUCUGCCUAACAGUUUUUAA
Messenger RNA from Nicotiana attenuata, 411 nucleotides. RefSeq lists its product as uncharacterized. The coding region runs from base 1 to 411 and encodes 136 amino acids. The record is from RefSeq and is a predicted model, not a curated record. Lineage: Eukaryota; Viridiplantae; Streptophyta; Magnoliopsida; Solanales; Solanaceae. The transcript has 2 exons.